AUGAUUCUUCAGAAUUAUAUUCUACCACCAAGAUGGCAUAUAGAAGGAAGAGACGGUAUAUGUUGUGAGGGUUCAUGUACAAAGGAAAAGGUAGAUGACGAUGAUAUGCGUGGACCAAAUGACACCUCAAACUGGAUCCUCAAAGGACGUGUUCUAACUGGUGAAUAUCCAGGCAAUGCAGAUGAUAACAUCCACUCUAAAAUAUUAAGUUCCUUAUUAGACUCUGGGAUAAACAUAUUUGUAUGUUUACAAUUAGAGAGUGAGUUAAAGGCAUUUAGAGCAUACCAACAAGAUGUAUUGGAGAUGGCAAAGCAAAAAGGAAUAGGAAAUAUAGAGUUUAUAAAUUUUCCUAUGGAAGACGGAGGCGCAGCCGAAAGCAUUACAGAGUUGGCAGAUUUUAUUGAUUUGCUAUUGAGCAAGUUGGAACAGGACUCUAAUAACCGUAUAUAUAUGCAUUGUUGGGCAGGACGUGGUAGAUCAGGGCUCAUUGCAUCUUGCCUCCUGGGCAGGUUGUAUCACGUUUCCGGACUGGAGGCAUGUCGAAGAAUACAAUUUUGUUACGAGCAGCGUGUUGUUGGCAUGGGCGAAUCUCCAGAAUAUUGGGGUCAGAAAUUACAAGUUAUAAAUUAUAUUAAGCUUUUAAAACAAAGAGAACAAGAACAAGAACAAGUACAAGAGGAACAAAAUGGUAAUAAUUCAAAUAGUUGA
Cavenderia fasciculata is the source of this 708-nucleotide messenger RNA. RefSeq lists its product as uncharacterized. Gene Ontology annotation, molecular function: protein tyrosine phosphatase activity. The record is from RefSeq and is a predicted model, not a curated record. Gene Ontology annotation, biological process: dephosphorylation. Lineage: Eukaryota; Evosea; Eumycetozoa; Acytosteliales; Cavenderiaceae. The transcript is spliced from 3 exons. Bases 1 to 708 code for a protein of 235 amino acids.